Molecule: messenger RNA, 756 nt
Organism: Oncorhynchus nerka (sockeye salmon)
Lineage: Eukaryota; Metazoa; Chordata; Actinopteri; Salmoniformes; Salmonidae
Product: interleukin-1 receptor accessory protein-like 1-A
Exons: 5
Coding region: 1-756 (251 amino acids)
Biological process (GO): negative regulation of exocytosis
Source: RefSeq, a predicted model, not a curated record
AUGGGACUGGCCCUUCAGCAUUCUCACAAAGAAGUCAGGAUCCAGUUGCAGUGGGAGGUGUUCCGUCCCCAGGUUGACCUCUGUACAGACUGGUCAGUGGAUUACCUGAAGUACCGUGUGCUGCAGGGAGAGCCGGUGAGGCUGAAGUGUGCCCUAUUCUACGGCUACAUCCGGGCCAACUACAGCCAGGCUCAGAGCGUGGGCCUCAGCCUCAUGUGGUACCGCAGCACUGGCCUGGGCCACGGAGACUUCGAGGAGCCCAUCUCCUUCAACGGCGUGCGCAUGAGCAAGGAGGAGGACGCCAUCUGGUUCAGACCGGCCGACCUGCAGGACGUGGGCCUCUACUCCUGCGUUCUACGGAAUUCAACCUACUGUAUGAAGGUGUCCAUGUCUCUCCACGUGGCUGAGAACGACACAGACCUCUGCUACAACUCUGACAUGAGACAUAUGGAGAAGGCCGAACUCAGCAAGAGCAAAGACAUCACCUGUCCAGACAUAGAGGACUACAUAGAACCUGGGAAAGACCCUCAUAUCAUCUGGUUUAAGGAGUGUCGUCCUAAGCAGUGGCGGGCCUCCAUCCUCCAGAGAAGAGACUCUCUGUCCAUCAGAGAGGUCAAAGAGGACGACAUCGGCAACUACACCUGUGAGGUCACCUUCGGGGCCUUCGUGGUACACAGGACCACUGAGCUCACCGUCACAGUUUGGAAGAAUAUCUCCACUUCUUGUUUAUUUGACGUUAAAGCACCUCAGUUCUGA